Haliotis rubra (blacklip abalone) is the source of this 1850-nucleotide messenger RNA. RefSeq names its product origin recognition complex subunit 2-like. Gene Ontology annotation, cellular component: nuclear origin of replication recognition complex; nucleus. Gene Ontology annotation, molecular function: DNA replication origin binding. The coding region runs from base 19 to 1662 and encodes 547 amino acids. The record is from RefSeq and is a predicted model, not a curated record. Gene Ontology annotation, biological process: DNA replication. The transcript is spliced from 13 exons. NCBI's taxonomy places the organism in Eukaryota, Metazoa, Mollusca, Gastropoda, Lepetellida, Haliotidae.
UUCCCGCCAUAUUCAACUAUGAAAAGUGCCGGCAAGAGAAGCUCUCGAGUGUCCGUCACGUUUGCUGGCGACGACGAUGUCGUACAACAUAUCAUUAACGUAGAAGACAACCAUCAAGCCCAAAAACUGAGAAAUAGAAAAGUAAGCUUUUCAACUGGAACACGGAAACAGAAAAUACAAGAAGAAGAGUAUGUUGAAGGCAGCAGUGAUGAGGAUGAAGUGUAUGGACCAUCAUCAGCUCUGGAAGCUGAAGGAGACAUCCAUGGCAGUGAUGUUUUUCAGUUCAAGAAAAAUAAGAAAUCAGGCCAGAUGGCCCAGAAAGCUUCAGAGUCAAGAACUCCAAAGUCUUCCCGAUCUCAAGCGCAACAGGAAUCCCCGAAAGAUGAAUACAGAGUGAAGCCCCUUCAGGAAAUUCCUGUGCCAGUGACCCCCAAACAUACUGAAGGAACCACCACUCCACGGAAGUCUCGCAGGAACCGCAGACCCGAAGCAACUACGCCGAUACAGGUUGCGAAAGAGACAUGUAAUUCUUCUGAGGAAGACAGUUUCGAGUCGUCCAGCGACAGUGAGGGGUCAGAAGAAGAAUCUCAGGCUACAACACCAGGCCGCAGCAGACGACGAAAAACUGAUGAUGUUGAAUUUACUACGAAUGCUGAAGAUUAUUUUGACAUCCAUUCUGGUGCUGCGAUCACAUCGGACAGAACACUGUCUAAGCUUGAAACUCCGCGUCUGGACCAGCAGGCUCUCAGUGCUCUGCUGGAGUCUGUCAGUAGCAGCCAUGUUCCUGAGUGUGCUGGGCUACUACAGGAGCACAUGGCUCUCUUCUCCAAGUGGAUGUUCCAGAUGUGUAAUGACUUCAACAUUUUGCUGUAUGGUUUAGGGUCCAAACGGGGCCUGAUGGAAACAUUCCGGCAGAAGUAUCUCCAGGACUUCUCACAUGUUGUGGUGAAUGGAUACUUUCCCAGUCUGACAGUGAAACAUAUCCUGUCCUGUAUUAUAGAUGAGAUUAUUGAAGAUGAGGUGCAUAUCCGCACACCUGCCGAUCAGUAUGAGUACAUCAGGAGGCACUUUGAAAACUCAGAGUAUCAAGAUUUUUACUUGAUCAUUCACAACAUUGAUGGGUCCAUGUUGCGUGGUGAGAAGACCCAGAACCUACUCAGUCUGUUGGCUCAAGUACGAGGAAUCCACAUCAUAGCUUCUAUAGACCACAUUAAUGCCCCCCUCAUUUGGGACCAUACCAAGUGCUGUCGCUUCAACUGGCUGUGUUUCGACACCACCACAUACAUCCCCUACUCUUCCGAGACGUCGUACGAGAACUCCCUGCUUGUGCAGCAGACCGGUGCCUUGGCUCUGAGCUCCCUCACCCACGUCAUGAAGAGUCUCACCACCAACGCCAAGGGCAUCUUCCUCCUCCUGGCCAAACACCAACAAGAGAACAAGGAGAACGCUACGUAUAUAGGCAUGUCUUUCAGUGAGCUGUAUCAGCGAUGUCGGGAGUCGUUCCUCGUCAACUCGGACCUCACUCUCAAGGCACAACUCAUCGAAUUCAGGGACCAUAAGCUUAUCAGAUCAAAGAAGAGCUACGAUGGUGUGGAACAUUUACUUAUCCCAAUCGACAAACCGACACUCACAGAGUUUCUGGAACAGCAGGAGGACAGCUGAUGGCCUGUGUGAUAUUUCCCUAGCAACACAUCCCCAUUCACAAAGAUCCUGGAAUGCAAGGGAGACAUUCUUAUAACCUGUGGGAUAUCUCCUUAGCAACACACUCACAGUAUUCUUGGAAUAGAGUUCCUGAAGAUUGCUUAUGGCUAGGGUAAUAUUUCCCUGGCACCCCAUCCAAACUUGCAGAG